UUGGGUGCCUAUGCAAAGCAGAUCGCCCUACAGGGAUGAUGAACUCUACUGAAGGAGUGGCUCCAAAGCGCGUCGCAUCACCAAAACCCGGAUCCAGUGCGCACACGCAAUGGUGAAAGUUCUUUAAAUCUGUGAGGAAGUCUGCUUGAUCGGAAAAUUUACGCCCCGCAAUCAGCAACAAUCUUCUUUCUAGAUGAAGACCACCUGUAAGAAGUGUCUCAGACUGAUUCUGGUCAGUGGAUUACUGCUGGUCGUCCUGUUUUACUUUUGGAGCCCCAGGACCAGCUCAGGAGUCGACAUACGGUCAAGACAGAGUAGUCCAAUAAAGAAACUCUUCAGUGGGAAAAUUGGAGACACCGACAUUCCCUACCAUAUAAAAGAGGAUGUGGCAUGUCGUUUGGCCCAGAAUGCAUGUGUAUGCCAGGGUGAUCAGAAAAGCUUUCACCUGCCAUUCUCAGACAUGUUCUUUCCACGGGUGAAGGCCCACAACCUCGAUCUGGCUUUCUUGGAGUCUCACCCUGAUCCAGAUGGCGUAAAGCGUCACAGAGCUCAGGAGUACAACAACUUCCAGCAGAGGUCCUUCAAUCCUGCAGAUGAACUGAUUGUAGCUGAGGCUAACAGUCCUCUUCAUUAUCCUACCCAGGGUGUGGAGGUGCGACCCCUCCAAACAAUCUUUAUUCCAGGUUUGGGUCUUAAAGAAGAAGAAAGAUCAGUCCAUACAGUGUAUUUGACAGCAACUCUGGGGACUUUUGAUGUUGCUGCUACAGUCGACAGGGUCUCCAUCAAAGGAGAGGCAGAGAAGCGCAUGAGCUUAUCAAGUCCUCAUCUCUCUCACCUGAACAGGCAGCUGCAGUUUGUCACCUACACAAACACUGUGUUCAACCCGAAGACAGCAGAUACAAUUCAGUUUGCAACUGAAAGUCACCGGUCAUUUUUCAUCAUCAAAGUUGGGCAUCCAAUCAUCCCGAAGCUUUACAACUCCGGACACCAGGAAGAGUACAACAUUAGUGCUCUUGUUACCAUCGCCACCAAGACCUUUCUACGCUAUGACAAACUCAAAGACCUUAUCGACAGCAUACGGCUGUAUUAUCCCAGCGUCACCAUAGUGAUAGCAGAUGAUAAUGAACACCCUGUGCCAGUGACCGGCCCUCAUGUUGAACACUACAUUAUGCCAUUUGGAAAGGGUUGGUUUGCUGGAAGAAAUCUGGCAGUGUCUCAAGUGACCACCAAGUAUGUGCUCUGGGUGGAUGAUGAUUUCAUCUUCACUGCAAACACCAAGUUGGAGAAGAUGGUGGACAUCCUCGAGAAAACCACUCUAGAUCUGGUUGGUGGUGCAGUGAGAGAGGUGACGGGCUACACUGCAACAUAUCGUCACACCAUUUCAGUGGAGGCAGGAGGAGAGGAGGGUGACUGUUUGCAUAUCAGAAAUGGCUUCCACCAUGCCAUCGACGGAUUUCCCAACUGCGUGGUAGCUGACGCCGUCAUCAACUUCUUCCUGGGGCGGACGGACAAAGUGCAGCAGGUUGGCUUCGACCCGCGCCUGUCACGACAAGCCCAUCUGGAGUUCUUCAUCGACGCUCUGGGCUCCCUCCACGUUGGCUCCUGUAGUGACGUCAUCGUAAACCACGCAUCAAAGAUCCAGCUACCCUGGAGUAAAACAGAGUCGCAAAAGGCCUAUGAAAAAUUCCGCUACUUGUCUUCCACUGCGAAUACUAACGUGCAUAACGAAGUCUUCUAUUUCAAGAACAGGUUCAAGUGCAUGACCAGUCAGUGACACUAGGGCUCCCGCAUGUCAGAUGUAAGAAUGUGAAAUUAUUGUUGCUCUGAGGUAAAUGAAGAAUGCAAAAUAUUGUAUUAUUUUGUUUUUACUUCAUUUUUCUUGCUGCCUAAAUGUUUAAAUUGUUGUCAUAAGUGGAGAAGUCCACGAUUAUAUGUUUUCAUAAAUGAUUUCAACUUGUGUCCUGUUUGAUGGGAAUUCAGUAAGUGUUAGCCUGUAGUCUGUUUUUUGUUGCACAACAGUUUGGUUUACAAAACUUGCUAUGUGAUCAUGUUUCAAACCUCAGGCUCAGGAGUUGCAACACGUGUGUCCACAGAGUAACUCCUGAUUAUAUGUUCAAAUACCACGUACAAUCAGUGGUGCAAAGCAUGAGUGGAUGAGUGAGUGUGAGUGGGAGAACUGAAGAAAUAACACAAAACAAAAAAGCAAAGACCAUGUGGCUGCUCAGACACUCUAAUGAUAGGCUUUUGUAACACUGGCACUCAUGGAACAGAAGCAACCGAAAGACUGAAAGACAAGUAGAUACAAGAAAGGAUUAGAGAGAGAAUGUCACAAUAGAAAAUUAUUUUCCCAACCAAAAAUGCCAAAGUUGCAAUUUUUGUUUUGAUUCGCAGUGUCAGUUUGUCCACCGCCAUGUCAGCAAUGAUCAGACAUCUGAAUGCAUAUUUAAUUCUUAACAGUUAUGUAGGAUUUUAUGGUUAUGUCUCAGUUUUGAGGCUUUCAAAGUUUCUUUCCCUCUAUGCUGAUGUGAGUGACUGUCCAAGUUGGCUUUGGGUGAGAGGCGGGGUUCACCCUGGACAGACAGACCUUCAUCCACACUCAUAUUCAUAGCUAAGGCCCAUUUAGAAUCACCAAUAACCUAACUAGCUUCCUGUGAGGCCGUAUUGCUGACCACUGCCUUACUGCGUCACCCUGUUUUAACAAUAUCAUGAGAAAGUGUCAGUAAAACAUUACAAGUGUUUUUGGAAGAAAGAGGUCGUGCCACAAUGACUAGAAGUUUACUUCCUCCAGAUCUGAGGAGCCUUUUACAUCUUUUUUUGCACUUUGAUUUGGUAGCAAAAAAAGGUGUUUUUGCUGCAUUGUUUAUUUUUUUUAGUUGAUGUUCAUUCCAGUAAUUUAGGAGCUGAUGUUUUUGAUGACAUGAUAUUGUAUUUUUAGCUAUUUCAAAAACAAGAUGUUGCCUUUUUUUCACAAAUGACAUUUGUCUUGCUAAGGAGUUGAUGUUAGUAAUGCCUUCAUUGCACUAAGAUGUCUCCCUGCCACACGUCAAUAUAAUGAAUCCAUCAGAAAGGUUAGUGGCUACAUCAGUUAUUUUGCUAUGGAAAAGUAAUCCUUAGCAUCUGACAAUGUCUCAACAAAUGUAGUUAUUUUGUUUGACUUGAUUUUUACUGCUAAGUAAAGAUGUUCAAUGUUAAGAAAAUAA
Molecule: messenger RNA, 3200 nt
Organism: Amphiprion ocellaris (clown anemonefish)
Lineage: Eukaryota; Metazoa; Chordata; Actinopteri; Pomacentridae
Gene: b4galnt1a
Product: beta-1,4-N-acetyl-galactosaminyl transferase 1a
Exons: 11
Coding region: 194-1774 (526 amino acids)
Biological process (GO): ganglioside biosynthetic process
Cellular component (GO): Golgi membrane
Molecular function (GO): hexosyltransferase activity
Source: RefSeq, a predicted model, not a curated record